This is a messenger RNA of Nerophis ophidion (straightnose pipefish), 2557 nucleotides long. RefSeq names its product gastrula zinc finger protein XlCGF57.1-like. The transcript has 2 exons. The record is from RefSeq and is a predicted model, not a curated record. Gene Ontology annotation, biological process: regulation of immune system process; negative regulation of transcription by RNA polymerase II; regulation of cytokine production. Bases 350 to 1879 code for a protein of 509 amino acids. Lineage: Eukaryota; Metazoa; Chordata; Actinopteri; Syngnathiformes; Syngnathidae.
AAAUUUGUUCCGCAGUUGAGAACACCACGAAGACGUCACACAGGAGAAAGAGCAAAACAAAAUGGCGUCUGGCGGAGAAUACGUUGUUUUGGUUGUUAUGGUUUCUAGGUCUUAAUUACAACGUACAUGUGCACAUGUGUGUCGUUUAACAGCGUAAACGUCGUUAUUAAUUGUUUGUAUGCGGAUACAUUAGUCUGAGUGCACUUUGACGUGCUAGCCGAGCCUGCUGGUUAGCUCCGCUUGUUAGCUGCUAACAAACAGAGUCGGAAGUGAUCGACACAUCAAAGCAGAGAUCCAAUACGUCUGUGAAGAACAUCGUCACACUGAGCAACAGAAGUGGAGCUUCAGGAUGUGGACGGAGGAGCCACAGCCCUCCCACAUUAAGAAGGAAGAGGAAUACCCACUAAUCCCCCAUUUUAAAAAGGAAGCGGAAGAACCACUGACACCCCAUUUUAAAGAAGAAGCGAUGGAUCCACUGACCUCUCACAUCAAGGACAAAGAAGAGGACCCACUUAUCCCUCACAUUAAAGAGGAAGAGGAGGAAAACCGCAUCAGUCAGCAGAGAGAGCAUCUUGAAGGACUGGAGGAGGUUGAUGUCACCAAGAUGCCAGUGACUGGUGUCCCUGUGAAGAGUGAAGAUGAGGAGGUCAAAGGUGAAAGUGAGGAGAGGGGAGGGGGGGGGCCUCCAAGCAGCAGCUCAACACAACACAUGACAACAGAAGCUGAUGGAGACCACUGUGGAGGAUCACAAGCAGACAAGCUCUUAGCUCCACUAUCAGAUAGUGAGGACACAACGUCACACUCUCCUGACACUGAUGAUGAAGACUCUAAAGAUGAUAAGACAUGUCAGACUGACAACACUCACUUCAAGUGUUCUCAUUGUGACAAAACGUUUAAAUAUCCUAGUGAUUUGAACAGACACAUGAGAACACACACUGGAGAAAAACCGUUUUCAUGCUCAAUCUGCGGUAAAGGUUUUGUACAAAGUGGUUUUUUGAAAAGACACAUGACAACACACACUGGAGAAAAACCUUUUUCAUGUUCAAUCUGCGGUAAAAAUUUUACUCUUAAGCAUGAUUUGAAAAUACACAUGAGAAUGCACACUGGAGAAAAGCCUUUUCCCUGCUCAGAAUGUGGUAAAAGUUAUGUAAAAAAUCAAAGUUUAAAAGCACACAUGAGAACACACACUGGAGAAAAACCUUUUUCAUGUUCAAUCUGCGGUAAAGAUUUUACUCGAAGGGAGCAUUUGGAAAUACACAUGAGAAUACACACUGGAGAAAACCCUUUUACCUGCACAGAAUGUGGUAAAAGUUUUGUUAGAAAUCUAACUUUAAAAGAACACAUGAGAACACACACUGGAGAAAAACCAUUUUUAUGUUCAAUCUGCGGUAAAGAUUUUACUCAUAGUCAACAUUUGAAAAGACACAUGAGAACACACACUGGAGAAAAACCUUUUUCGUGUUCAAUCUGCGGUAAAGAUUUUACUCAAAAGCACCAUUUCAAAGCACACAUGAGAAUACACACUGGAGAACAACCUUUUUCAUGUUCAAUCUGUGGUAAAGAUUUUACUCGGACGGACCAUUUCAAAAAACACAUGAGAAUACACACUGGAGAACAACCAUUUUCAUGUUCAAUCUGUGGUAAAGAUUUUACUCGGAGGGACCAUUUCAAAAAACACAUGAGUACACACACUGGAGAAAAAACUUUCUCCUGCUCAGAAUGUGGUAAAGCUUUUUUACAAAGAAGCACUUUGAAAAGACACAUGAUUACACACACUGGAGAGAAUGUGUUGAGUUGCAGUGUGUGUGGUGAAAGAUUCUCUUAUAAGUACCAGUGUAAGAAACACAAGUGUGCUGGUGAGAAAAGCAGCAGCAAAUGAAACUGUAGGAUUUGAAAUAAACUGUCAAAACUUUAAUUUAGACUUUCUAACAACAUCAGCACAUAGGGUCUAACAUUUAUAGAUUAGAUAUAGAUUUUUGCUUUUUUCAGUCAGGUACAUGUUUUAAUAUACAUUGUGUACUUUUAUUUAAAAAGGAAUACAAUACUUUGACUUUAAAGGUGAGAAUAAACAGGACAAAACAUGUUACAAAUAUUUUUUAUGUGUAUAAAGAUAUUCAGAAAUAAUUUUUAAUUAUUAAUGAUGUUAUAAAUUAACUUUAUAUGAUGUAUGUAUUUGUUUUACAUGUGUUCAUACCUUUGCUUUUGAGUACACAUACAUCUCUCUUAGUUCAUAUUUACUGGUUCACAUCUGAAACAUCUUCUGGACCACUUCUGGACGCAAAUUAUUUACUUUGUACAUCAUUUGAUUAGCUGUGUUUUAUACAAAAUCAUAUACUUUUAAAAUGUGUGAGUUUAUGAAUCAUUUGUUGGGUCUCAAUAAUCCAUUCCUUUAAUUACCUUUAUUACUCUUUUGUAAUGUGAAUUUUGUUGUAUAUGUAUGUCCCCUUUAUGCAAUAUGUAGAUUAGAAAAAAUGGCAACAUUAUAUGUGGAAGGUUGUGAAGGAUAAUUUUGUUUUUAAUAAUCUACAUUUUUUUAUUAAAAAACUACACAUGACAA